Molecule: messenger RNA, 1205 nt
Organism: Actinia tenebrosa (Australian red waratah sea anemone)
Lineage: Eukaryota; Metazoa; Cnidaria; Anthozoa; Actiniaria; Actiniidae
Source: RefSeq, a predicted model, not a curated record
CCUAGAGGCGAAAGAGGAAGUGAAGUAGGAAGAGUUGAACGAGAUGUCGGACUUUAGCCCGCGAAACACAAGUGCUCAAGUGGUGACUUACAAGUGUGCCACACGUCCGUCAUAGUUGCGAAAAUACUGUCUAUUGUAUACAGGAAGAAACCAGUUCCUAGGGAGACCAUUCCCUUCUACUAACUAUGAAGAAACGUGAAACACUCUCGACCUGUCGGCGCCAGCCAGGGCAAACAGACCGAGGUUUUUACGUGUCGUAGAGCAAUCAGUUAAAACGUCUUGCAGCAGCAUUAUGAGAAAGUUUCAUGAGGGAUGCCACAUUUCCUUGUUUACAUGAGUCGAACCUAGUGACAUCAAAGAAGACCGUUUCAAAUAGGUUCGGCUCAUGUAAAAAAAUUCGACGUUUAACCUGAGCUGGACCUUGGCGGUAUAGAUGUAAGCUUUAGUUACACGAGUAGCUAGUAGUUCUGCUGAAUGAAAUUUUCGUCAAAUUAAACCAACGUCCGAAACAUCAUUUUACGAGGAAAUAAGAGCGAUGGCGAGUUUGUAUAUUUCAUUAAGUCAGGACAAUGUCGUGUCGUCAUGGAGAUGAACCUGGUCACCAGGAUACUACCAUUUGGAGCAACCAAACUUAUUUUCCCGCCAGAAGAAGCCGAGAAAAGAAAGGCAUUCCAAAUGACAGAAAACGACACCAUGAAGAAGCAUUUCCUCGUCGUAAGAGUACUGGGAAAAGGAGACUUUUUUGGACUAGGAGAACACACGAACAACAUGGUGGUAGUAACUGCUGGAAAGGUUGAACUAAUGCAUGUACCACGGAUCGUCCUGGCGCGAGCCAAUCGAGGGAUAAUACUAACGGAAAUGCGUGAAUAUUUACUUCAAUCUAUUCCUUCGACCAAUCAAAUAUUCCAUAGUUAUGUCGACGAAAUAAAAUGGAAAGCUUACAAAAGGCAGAUGAUUCUAGAGCUAUUAGAAAAACGAAAACGAAAGAACGAUAUUACGACCUUCAAAGAUGUACCGCUGACCAUUAGGUCUGCACACCCUGAUUAUUUAACGCAGUACGCUAUCCCACCAAAGCUGUCUAUCAUUCCACUUAGAGCUUAAAAGUAGCAGCAGACAUUGUAAAUAAUUUAGGAUUACAUAUUUUGAUUUUAUACAGGAAAAAUAUAUUGGAGUUUUAAGUAUUUUGGCUCGUAAGGUAGAAGUUU